Messenger RNA from Erythranthe guttata (spotted monkey flower), 569 nucleotides. RefSeq lists its product as uncharacterized. Lineage: Eukaryota; Viridiplantae; Streptophyta; Magnoliopsida; Lamiales; Phrymaceae. The record is from RefSeq and is a predicted model, not a curated record.
AGAGAGAUAUUGUAAUUAUAACCCAAUAUUAUCGUAUAAUCAUCAUAUAUAUCGAGGAGGAAUUUAAAUAGAUGGGGAACAGCCUAAGGUGUUGUUUGGCAUGUGUUCUACCAUGCGGAGCACUAGACUUGAUCCGGAUAGUUCAUUUAAACGGGCACGUGGAGGAGUUAUCGGGUCGGGUCAACGCAGGCGAUGUACUGAAGAACAACCCGAAUCACAUCCUAACCAAGCCAUGCUCCUCACAAGGCGUGGCCCGCCGGAUCCUGAUACUCUCGCCCGAAUCCGAUCUCAAACGGGGCUCCAUUUACUUCUUGAUACCUUCCUCUUCUUUGCCCGCUCACCAUCACGAUCAGAAGAGUAAGAUCAACAAGUACGAACCUUCGAAGCAGCAGAGUACUACUGCUGCCCCGGCGGUGGAGAAGAAUCCGCGGUCGUUCCGCCGCCGGAAAGUCUCGGCGGAAGUUCAGCGGACUCAUCUCGAGAGCAUUUCUGAGGAUUUGUGACAAUUUCUUUUUUUACCGCGAAUAUUUUUUUCACAAAGUAUUCACGCAUUUUUUUACAUGGGGUGA